This is a messenger RNA of Hordeum vulgare subsp. vulgare (domesticated barley), 2009 nucleotides long. Its product is annotated as 70 kDa peptidyl-prolyl isomerase. Gene Ontology annotation, biological process: protein peptidyl-prolyl isomerization. Gene Ontology annotation, cellular component: cytoplasm. Bases 114 to 1796 code for a protein of 560 amino acids. Lineage: Eukaryota; Viridiplantae; Streptophyta; Magnoliopsida; Poales; Poaceae. Gene Ontology annotation, molecular function: protein binding; peptidyl-prolyl cis-trans isomerase activity. The record is from RefSeq and is a predicted model, not a curated record. The transcript has 13 exons.
CCCCCUCGUGCUCUCUCUCUCUCUCUCUCUCGCUCCCGAACCUUCCGAAGUCCAAACCCUAGCGAGCUCCGUUCGGCCUCCCUCCCAAACCCCAGAUCUCACCAUCCCACGCCAUGGACGACGACUUCGACAUCCCCGCGGGCGACGACAUGAUGAUGGGAGACGGGACGGGUGACUUCGGCGGCGCCGAUGGGCCGGGGAUGAAGGUGGGCGAGGAGAAGGAGAUCGGGAAGCAGGGGCUCAAGAAGAAGCUGCUCAAGGAGGGCGAAGGGUGGGACACCCCCGAGGUCGGCGACGAGGUCGAAGUCCAUUACACUGGCACCCUCCUUGAUGGUAAAAAGUUUGACUCCAGCCGUGAUCGUGAUGACACAUUCAAGUUCAAGCUGGGACAAGGUCAAGUAAUAAAGGGAUGGGAUGAAGGCAUCAAGACCAUGAAGAAAGGGGAAAAUGCCCUUUUCACCAUUCCUCCUGAAUUGGCUUAUGGUGAAUCUGGUUCACCUCCAACUAUUCCGGCCAAUGCCACGCUGCAGUUCGAUGUUGAGCUGCUUUCUUGGACCAGUGUCAGGGACAUUUGCAAAGAUGGUGGCAUAUUCAAGAAGAUAUUGAAGGAGGGAGAUAAAUGGGAGACCCCAAAGGAUCCUGAUGAAGUCUUUGUCAAAUAUGAGGCCCGGCUCGAGGAUGGUACUGUUGUGUCCAAGUCUGAGGGGGUUGAAUUUACUGUUAAAGAUGGACACCUCUGCCCUGCAUUGGCGAAAGCUGUUAAAACCAUGAAAAAAGGAGAGAAGGUGCUCCUCGCGGUCAAGCCACAGUAUGGAUUUGGUGAGAUGGGUAGACCAGCAGCUGGCGAGGGAGGUGCUGUGCCACCAAAUGCUAGUCUUAUUAUUGACCUUGAGCUGGUUUCAUGGAAGACUGUCACAGAAAUAGGGGAUGAUAAGAAGAUCCUCAAAAAAGUUCUCAAGGAGGGCGAAGGAUAUGAACGUCCCAAUGAGGGUGCAGUUGUUACAGUCAAAAUAACUGGAAAACUUCAAGAUGGCACAGUCUUCUUAAAGAAGGGGCAUGAUGAACAAGAGCCAUUUGAAUUUAAGACUGAUGAAGAUGCGGUUAUUGAGGGUCUUGAUCGUGCUGUGCUAAACAUGAAGAAGGGCGAGGUUGCUCUUGUCACUAUUCCCCCUGAAUAUGCUUAUGGCUCGACGGAGUCAAAGCAGGAUGCUAUAGUUCCACCUAACAGUACUGUGAUUUACGAAGUGGAGCUUGUAUCAUUUGUAAAGGAUAAGGAGUCUUGGGACAUGGACAACUCAGAGAAGAUUGAGGCCGCUGGGACCAAGAAAGAAGAGGGGAAUGCCUUGUUCAAAUUGGGCAAAUAUGCCAGAGCUUCCAAGCGGUAUGAGAAGGCUGCAAAGAUCAUUGAGUAUGACACUUCGUUCAGUGAGGAUGAGAAAAAGCAAUCCAAGCAACUGAAGAUCACCUGCAACUUAAACAAUGCUGCCUGCAAGCUGAAGCUGAAAGACUAUAAGCAAGCCGAAAAGCUUUGCACCAAGGUUCUGGAACUGGACAGCCGAAAUGUCAAGGCUUUGUACAGAAGGUCUCAAGCCUACACUCAGCUUGCGGACCUAGAGUUAGCAGAGGUUGACAUUAAGAAGGCACUGGAAAUCGAUCCUGAAAACAGGGAUGUGAAGUUGACAUACAAGACCCUGAAGGAAAAGAUCAAAGAAAUCAACAAGAAGGACGCCAAAUUCUACAGCAAUAUGUUUUCUAAGAUGACCAGGCCUUCAGCAGAAGAAAGCCAGAAAGCUUGAACUGGAGCAAUACCCAAAGCAAGGAUCGGAGUCCCGGAGUGUGCUGAAGGAAGGGCCAGCUUGUCUGCUUAGCUCUGGUUGGUUAGAAGACCCAUAUGCUUGGGAGUUGCUAAAAACUAGAGAAAUUUCAGUUGAGGGUGCCAGGCGAUAAUUUUUCUUGUUUAAAAGUUCAUGUUUAGACCUUGCAUAUUAUAGUUUGUGCGUUCCGGGCAA